AUGCUCUUCAAAUACAUCCUCUACACUUUUCUCUCGGCAAGUUCAGCAGUAGCCAGCCUGGCGCUCGGCACCUUCAACGAUGGCGUACAACAAGUACCGAUUGGCGACGAGCUUGACGAACGGGAGACCCUUACUUUCACUUUCACAACCACAAGGACAAGAUUAGAGUUUGAGUCCCAUACCAAGACAAGAACAAGAGAAUAUGUUGCCACUGCAACGGUGGAACCCACGGCGAAAGCACAACCUACUCCUGCUAUGAGAAACUUUCCCCUGGCUGCGAAGAUGCUGCAGGCAAAGGAGAGACAGAAUACGUGUGAUGAGACGGCCUGUGCGGUGUGCAUGUGGUACUUUCAGUGUGGAAGGGGUACUCCUGAAUGUUUUCAAUGCGACACCAAGCCGUACUGCGAAUGUGGCGAGCCCUGA
Fulvia fulva is the source of this 423-nucleotide messenger RNA. RefSeq lists its product as uncharacterized. The transcript has 2 exons. Lineage: Eukaryota; Fungi; Ascomycota; Dothideomycetes; Mycosphaerellales; Mycosphaerellaceae. The coding region runs from base 1 to 423 and encodes 140 amino acids. The record is from RefSeq and is a predicted model, not a curated record.